This is a messenger RNA of Trichoderma reesei QM6a, 1851 nucleotides long. RefSeq lists its product as uncharacterized. Lineage: Eukaryota; Fungi; Ascomycota; Sordariomycetes; Hypocreales; Hypocreaceae. The record is from RefSeq and is a predicted model, not a curated record. Gene Ontology annotation, biological process: regulation of transcription by RNA polymerase II. Bases 1 to 1851 code for a protein of 616 amino acids. Gene Ontology annotation, molecular function: RNA polymerase II cis-regulatory region sequence-specific DNA binding; DNA-binding transcription factor activity, RNA polymerase II-specific. The transcript has 2 exons.
AUGGCCUCUCAAGCCGCUGCCAUUGCUGCCGAACCCCCACUCUCGCCUGGCCCGACUCCAACCCCUCCCCCAGCUCUCCCUUUGGACGACGUCGCGAGACUGCCCAAGCGCCGUCGCGAGUCUGAAUCCGAGCCGUCGCGUGCUGCUGCCUCCCACGGGCUCAGCUCCCAGUCGCCUCCCUCCAAGGCCGCCAAGCUGCUGUUGGCAUCUGGCCAAUCCCCACUCCCGUCGACCGGCGCUGUGGCUCUGGAAGACGAGCGACGGCAUCGAGAAGGAGAGGCAGGAGAAGAACGACAGGAAGAAGUUGUAGCACCAGCACCAGCAGCAACCCAACCAGCCCUACUGUCCCUCUUGACUGCAGGAAACCAAACCAUGAGCCGUCCAUCAGACGCGCCUCAGCUGGCCCCCACAGCCGCUAUGGAGCCCUCCUCCAAGCUUGCCACGGCUGCCUUGUCCAUAUCACAAAACAGUGGCGACCGCAUCGAAGAACGAAGCGAGUUAACUCAGAGUCCCGCGAGCAUUGCCGGCGCACAAGUCACCGAGAGCCCGACAGCCAUGGAGGUCGACGUCAAGGGCGAUUCGCUCGUGUCCCAGCAGGUUGCCGUGCAAGAAGAACGGCCGCAGCCGGGGUCCCUGUCAUAUCCGGGCUCCUUACAAACGACCGGCAGUAUGCCGGAUUCGCCAGUCCGUAACAUGAGCUUUCCGAUGCCCUCCCAGAGUCAGGGCUCUCCGCCGCCGUCGGCAAACAAGAAACACAAGUGCCCGUACUGCAACACCGAGUUUACUCGGCACCACAACCUCAAGAGCCAUCUCCUGACGCACAGCCAGGAAAAGCCCUACGUAUGCACCGACUGUCAGAUGCGCUUCCGCCGCCUGCAUGACCUGAAACGCCAUGGCAAGCUUCACACGGGCGAGAAGAACCACGUGUGCCCCAAGUGCGACCGCAAGUUUGCCCGAGGCGAUGCCCUCGCCCGCCACAGCAAGGGAAUUGGCGGAUGCGCUGGCAGACGGCCGAGCAUGGGAAGCUUUGCCGAUGGGGACGAACUGGACGGCGGCAUGGAGGGAGACGAGGCGGUCAUGUCGGGCAUCGCAUACGACAACGUUGAUGAAGAAGAGCUCAGGCGGCAGAGCCUGCCCAGCAUGGGUGUCCAGCAUAUACCAGGCGGCCAAGCGGAGCAGUAUAGCGCCCACUCUCGAACUUAUCCCCCGGCUGGAGCAAGAGGAGCCACUGCCGCCUCGCUGUAUGCCCCCAGCGGCGCGCAGAACCCCGCGGCUACCACCGGUAGCUCGAGCGUCUCAAAUAGCCUCGGGGGCAGCCACACGCCGAACACCAGCAUCUCUUCCGUGGCGGUUGGGGGCGGAUCUGCUGGCCUCUACGCACAGGCUGGCGUGCCGGACGUUGCGAAGCCGUUGAGCCCCGGCGGCGUCCAGGCCCACGAUGGCUCUGGCGUCGUACGGCAGCGGUCGCCCAGCCUGUCUCAGCAACUGCAGCAGCAGCAGCAGAUGGGCAGGCGACAGUCGGAUAUGCAGUCUCCCCACGGCGGACAGGGCAGACCAAAGCUUCCCGGUUUAACCCACCCAGGAUACGUCCCGACAGGCUCCCAGCCGUUCUCCCACGGCCGCCCUCCCGCCGUAACCGCAACGGCAGCCCCGGUUCAGGCACCGGCACCGGCACCGUCGAGUGGCGAUAGCGGUAACAUGUUUGCCCAGAGCGACCCAAGCGUGUGGGCUUACAUACAGACGCUGGAAGACAAGGUCAAGUCGCUGUCGGAUAAAGUUGUCUCGCUCGACCACGAGAUGUCUGUGAUCAAGAAACAGCUCCAAGGCAAUGAAGGGGUGCCUGCGGGAUGA